This is a messenger RNA of Sinocyclocheilus anshuiensis, 2791 nucleotides long. Its product is annotated as vesicular glutamate transporter 3-like. Gene Ontology annotation, molecular function: neurotransmitter transmembrane transporter activity; L-glutamate transmembrane transporter activity. The transcript has 12 exons. NCBI's taxonomy places the organism in Eukaryota, Metazoa, Chordata, Actinopteri, Cypriniformes, Cyprinidae. Gene Ontology annotation, cellular component: excitatory synapse; synaptic vesicle membrane. Gene Ontology annotation, biological process: regulation of synapse structure or activity; synaptic transmission, glutamatergic; neurotransmitter loading into synaptic vesicle. Bases 1019 to 2791 code for a protein of 590 amino acids. The record is from RefSeq and is a predicted model, not a curated record.
GAACCUUCAUUUGCAUGAAUGCAUGUGUUCAUUUUGAUUGUGGAAAAUAGUAAAUCCCUGUUUCUCAGUUAUUUAUGACCUUUGCAUUGAGUGGCAGACCUUCAGUGAGGAAGCUCCAGAUUUUAUUCAUGGAAAACAGACUAUUGAGGCUCCUAAAACAAGCAUCAGUGAAACACAGCCUGAGAGCCGUGCAGACUACCAAUGCAUUUUUUAGACCUCAAUAUCUGAAUUUUUAAAGCACACUACAUUUUUGAUGAUUAUUGCAUAAAAAAGGUACAGCCCUUCACUUACAGAAGCAAUAGAAUUAGAUUGCAUAUGUGACUUUUGUGCAUCAACUACAGUGCAACGGCCCUCACAGUUUAAACCUUUAUAUCGGUGUUUGGUUGUUGACGUUGAUACAUUUGACCCAUGAACCCCUGGAACUGUUUCUCGGGAUAAGGGUUAAACUGGGACUAGAGGACGCAGUGUCUUGUUACACCUGCUCGUAUUAUACAACCCCGAGCCUGCAAUUCUUGACGUCACGGUCAAUAUUUAAUGAGCUCUGCUAGUCACUCUUUUUGGCCUGCUUUCGUAUGGGCAAGACCAAGAAGGGAGGGGUUGGAGAAGAGGCAGGUGUUCGGCAUCUUCUGUCACUGUCUGUGAGGGAGCUGAGGAGAACGCCGGAGUUUCCAUUAUUGAUGUAUGCCAACAUAACAUUCACAAUGCCAAUACAUUGACCCGAAGACACCCGGAUUUGCCCCAUUUCUCUCCUUGUGCCUCGUUUCUGGAUGCUCUUAGCCCAAACCGCAUGAAGGAUUGUACCCAGACCGUCCAAACCAAAGUCCCUCCUCUUCUUUCUCUCUGUUCCGUCUCUGGCUCAGCAUCUCUCCUCCUCCCCUCCAGCACACCUAGACCAUCUCAGUCCAGCACAGGAGAGGAUGUGCACCAGCGUCUAGUGGAUAUCCUGCUCUUUUUUUCUGCAAGAGCAGAAGUGUGAGAAGACAAGUGUUUGAGGGACAGAAGAGCAAGGGAAGGAGAAAUGCCACUGGGGGGGUUUGCGGGUCUAAAGGAGAAGCUCAAACCGGGGAAGGAGGAGUUGAAGAACAGUGUGGGUGACUCUCUGGGGAACCUGCAGAAGAAGAUCGAUGGUUCUAAUGCAGCUGAAGAGGACAACAUUGAGCUGACAGAAGAUGGUCGGCCAGUGGCGGCCCCUAAACACAGCUCACCCUUUUUUGAUUGUGGCUGCUUUGGCCUCCCCAAACGUUACAUCAUCGCCAUCCUCAGCGGACUUGGCUUUUGCAUCUCGUUUGGCAUCCGCUGCAACCUCGGUGUAGCCAUUGUAGAAAUGGUUAACAACAACACUGUCUACAUCAAUGGGACUGCCGUCAUGCAGCCAGCUCAGUUUAAUUGGGAUCCAGAGACAGUGGGAUUGAUACACGGCUCUUUUUUCUGGGGCUACAUUGUCACUCAAAUCCCUGGAGGUUUCAUCUCCAAUAAGCUAGCAGCUAACAGGGUGUUUGGAGCAGCCAUUUUCUUGACGUCAGUGCUAAACAUGUUUAUUCCAUCAGCUGCCAGGGCCCACUAUGGCUGUGUCAUGUUUGUGCGAAUCUUACAAGGACUGGUGGAGGGUGUCACAUAUCCAGCCUGCCAUGGGAUGUGGAGCAAAUGGGCUCCUCCACUGGAAAGAAGCCGUCUGGCUACUACAUCGUUCUGUGGAUCGUAUGCAGGAGCUGUGAUAGCCAUGCCACUGGCUGGAGUAUUAGUGCAGUAUGUAGGCUGGCCCUCUGUCUUCUAUAUAUAUGGUGUGUUUGGCAUAAUAUGGUAUAGUUUUUGGCUCUUGCUGGCUUAUGACAGUCCAGCAAUCCAUCCCACUAUCAGUGAGGAAGAAAGGACAUACAUAGAGGCCUCUAUUGGGGAAGGAGCCAAUUUAAUGAGUUCUACCGAGAAAUUUAAAACUCCUUGGCGUGAAUUCUUCACAUCUAUGCCUGUCUACGCAAUCAUUGUGGCAAAUUUCUGCCGUAGCUGGACCUUUUACCUCCUGCUCAUUAGUCAGCCAGCUUACUUUGAAGAGGUCUUUGGGUUCCCCAUCAGCAAGGUGGGCAUUCUGUCAGCGGUGCCACACAUGGUGAUGACGAUCAUUGUGCCGAUAGGAGGCCAGCUGGCUGACUUCCUGAGGAGUCGGAAAAUCCUCUCUACUACAACCGUGCGCAAAAUUAUGAACUGUGGAGGUUUUGGCAUGGAGGCCACGUUGCUCCUGGUGGUUGGGUUCUCACACACACGUGCAGUGGCCAUCUCAUUCCUCAUCCUGGCGGUGGGCUUCAGUGGAUUUGCGAUAUCAGGAUUCAAUGUAAACCAUCUGGACAUAGCUCCUCGCUAUGCCAGCAUUCUUAUGGGCAUAUCUAAUGGAGUAGGUACCCUGUCUGGAAUGGUGUGCCCCCUCAUUGUCGGAGCACUUACCAAACACAAGACUCGCCUGGAGUGGCAGCAUGUCUUUGUGAUUGCUUCCAUGGUGCAUUACACUGGUGUGAUCUUCUAUGCCAUCUUUGCCUCUGGUGAGAAGCAGGACUGGGCCGAUCCUGAGAACACCAGUGACGAGAAAUGCGGCAUUAUCGGGGAAGAUGAGCUGGCUGAUGAGACUGAGCACAACAGCGACAGUGCCCUGGCCACCAAGCAGAAGACCUAUGGAACCACAGAAAGCUCUGCAGGCCGCAAGCAAAGCUGGAAGAAGAAGAGAGGCGUGACCAUGCAAGCAGAUGAAGAUCACGGAUCAAAUCAUUCUGAAAAUGGGGAAUAUCAGAAUCAGUAUCAAUGA